This is a messenger RNA of Brassica oleracea var. oleracea, 870 nucleotides long. RefSeq lists its product as uncharacterized. Gene Ontology annotation, cellular component: nucleus. The transcript is spliced from 6 exons. The record is from RefSeq and is a predicted model, not a curated record. Gene Ontology annotation, biological process: DNA replication; DNA recombination; DNA repair. The coding region runs from base 1 to 870 and encodes 289 amino acids. Lineage: Eukaryota; Viridiplantae; Streptophyta; Magnoliopsida; Brassicales; Brassicaceae. Gene Ontology annotation, molecular function: DNA binding.
AUGGUCAAGGAAUCUUAUCUGGUUAGGUUAGCUUUGAGUAAUAGAACUGCAUUUGGUGCCCUAGCUAUCUCCUCUGUGACGCCAUCACGUGUGUUUUUGGACACUGAUAUUCAAGAAACCCGAGAUUAUCUCACUUGGAUGAACAAGAACCUAGCUGUUGCUAACAGAGUUGAUGCAGACAUUGUCACUAAGACUGAGACAGUGACCAUAGGCGAGCUCUUUUCCUAUAUGAAGCAGGAAGAUGCCAAGGUUGUUCAGUACCAAUUGGUUGCUUGGUUUGAGUGCAUAGCAACCAUUGGUGAUGUUGCGCACGGUUCAUCAUGGUAUUAUAUAGGCUGUGGUGGGUGCCACACUAAGGCAACCAAAGGGCCUACCAGCCUUAUGUGUAAGAAAUGUGGGAAAACCGAUAUUGUUGGGGUUGCACAGUACCUGGCCAAGAUCUCCGUGUAUGAUAAUGAUGAUCAAGCGUUUUUUGUGCUCCUUGGUGGUGCUGGACAUGAGUUAUCUGGAAAGAAAGCUUCUGAGUUGGUUGAGAAUUAUUUCGAGGCCAAUGAGAAUGUAGGAGAUGAUCACUUGGUUCCGGUACCUCAAGCUCUUAUCGAUACCAUAGGACAGACUCGCAAAUUCAUUGUGAAGGUGUCAAAUCACGAUUUAAUUGGCAAGACUCAAGCUCUGACUGUGACAAAGGUGCUCACUCCAGAAGUUCCAGAAGUUGAAGCCAAUUUAGAAGGAAAUGUGGUUGUGCCAGACGCACAGGGAAAUUUGCACAAGGAAGUUGCUGAUGAUGAUCCUUCCACAAGCUUUGGGAGUGUGAAGAGGGCUGCUGAUAAUGUUGAGGUAGAAGAUCCCAAGCGAGCCAGAAGUGGCUAG